Messenger RNA from Lotus japonicus, 916 nucleotides. RefSeq lists its product as uncharacterized. Lineage: Eukaryota; Viridiplantae; Streptophyta; Magnoliopsida; Fabales; Fabaceae. Gene Ontology annotation, molecular function: zinc ion binding; nucleic acid binding. The record is from RefSeq and is a predicted model, not a curated record. The transcript has 2 exons. The coding region runs from base 64 to 654 and encodes 196 amino acids.
CACUACUGCAGUUGUAAUUUUUGGGAGCUGGUGGGAAUACCCUGCAGACAUGCAUGUGCUGGGAUGUCAUAUAGUAGACACAACCCUGAAGACUAUGUCCACAGAUACUACAAAAGGGAUGCUUAUAUAGCAACUUAUGCACAUGGGAUUAGUCCAAUCAAUGGACAGAAACUCUGGGAACCAACUGAAGACCCAACAAUUCUUCCACCCUUGUACAAGAGGGGUCCAGGCAGGCCUAAAAAGCUAAGAAGAAGAGACCCUCAUGAGGACACUGAGGAAAGGUUGAACAGAGGUGUGGCCAGGCAUAGAUGCAGCAGAUGUGGCCAAUUUGGUCACAACUUAAGAAGCUGCAGGAACCCAGUUAUGAACACAGAUCCACUGCCUAGCCAGCAAACUCAACCAGUCAACCCAGAUCCACAACCUAGUCAAGUAAUCAACCCAUAUCCAGAAUCUACUCAAACUGUUCGAGCUGAAGAUAUACCACCUCAGUUGAGAGAGCGGUGGAAUGAAAUUAUUGGAAGAGUGCCUCCAGUGAAUCCAGAUCCAGUGCCACAGGUUGGAGUUCAUGCUGCAGAUAUGGAUCAUGUUGCUGCUGCUACUGUUGAUCUUCAGGGAGGAGUAUCUCAGAUCUCAACAAUUGAUGAGGGAGCUUGAAGAGUACUUAUUGAAGGGGGGUGGUUGGGUCGGUUAAGUAGCUGUAAGGGAAUAUGCUUUUUGGUUGGUUUUAUGCAUACUGCAGACAUGCACAUGGGUGCCUAGUUGAUGUAAUAUUUUGUUGUUUAAGUUGGACCACUAAGGCCAAACUUGGUUAUUAUAUUGUGCUGUAUUUUGUUGUGCUGGACCACUAAGUAAUGUGUUGUCUUACCUUUUAUUUAAGUGGAUGGACCACUAAGACAUAAUGUGUUGUCUUAUUCUA